Guillardia theta CCMP2712 is the source of this 3495-nucleotide messenger RNA. RefSeq lists its product as hypothetical. Lineage: Eukaryota; Cryptophyceae; Pyrenomonadales; Geminigeraceae. Gene Ontology annotation, molecular function: transcription factor binding; DNA binding. Gene Ontology annotation, cellular component: nucleolus. The transcript is spliced from 12 exons. Gene Ontology annotation, biological process: regulation of DNA-templated transcription. The coding region runs from base 1 to 3495 and encodes 1164 amino acids. The record is from RefSeq and is a predicted model, not a curated record.
AUGCAGAGCACGACUUCCAUCGAUCUGCAGCUGUUCUGGCAACUUUCUUCCAACAAUGAGAGCGAAAGAACGAGCUCGUCAUUUGUUCUGUGUAAAGAUUUGAUCAAAUGUCAGAAAGACUUUACCGCAGCGAACAAGACAGGCCAGAAGGGCAAGCUGGAAGAGAUGAUGUGCAGCGAUCUGAGCUACACUGUGAAGCGACUUUUGCGGGGCAUGGCUUCGUCAAGAGACGGGUCGAGACACGGGUUCUCCAUGACGUUCAGUGUGCUGUUGAAGGCGUUCAGCUUCAUUGAUGGUAACGAGAUUUUUGACAUGAUGUUGGACCUGCUGAAGGUCAAGGGCGUGACCAGUCAAGAGGAGAAGGAGUCGAACUUUGGUAGGCUCUUCGGAUGUUUUGCUAUCAUCAGGUCAAGGUUUGCUGGGCAGAAGGUGGAGAUUGAUGGGGAGGCGUUGGAGGACUCCCUUUUCUGGAAGUUGAUGAGCGAGUUGAGGAGACUGUCUAAGACGAAGUUCUACAUGGAAGAGAGCUGUACAUCAGCGAUGCUCACGCUCAUGUCGUCGGUGAAGGGUGACGCUUUUCAGAAGCAUGUGGCUGGCAGGAUGCGGGAGUGGCUCAAGGAGGUGGAGGUGGAGGAGAUGACACCCAGUGAUCUCGAGCUGCACCUUGCGAUCGAGUGGUACGGCAAGUCUGACAGGAAGAAGCUGCUGAGCUCGGACAUGGUCAGCAAGAUGUGCGAGCCGCUCAAGAACAGCGCUACGUCCCAUCCUCGCGUCCAUGGCGUCUGGUUGCUGAUCUUUGAGAUGCUGGGGCUACAGACCGGCCGGAACGUGUUUGGGGAGACUGUAGGAAGGAAGGACAGUGAGGAGAUCGAGCAGAGCAGCCGGCAGGCGCUGGAGAGGCUGUGGCAGACAGUGGUCGAUGAAGGCUUGAUGCUGUCGGGGCACGAGAGGAGGUUCUUGGGGCUGUCGUUGUGUGAGAUGCUGGUGAAGGAGCUGCCCAGCAAGGAGUCGAAGAUCGUCCUGUCGCCCAACGUGAUGAGCUGCCUCGUCAACAACGCGGGGAGGAAGGGAACGCUGCUGAGAGACGUGUCGCUCAAGCUUGUUAACGCCAUCAUAGCGCGAGCCAAGACCAGCCCAGUCUUCUCCGAGAGCCUCCUGCAGGUUUUCGUCGCCCGCCAUCGUGAUUUUGACAAGAUGACCAAGACGAGGACGAUGGGGACGCUGGUGGAGAACUUGGACGCCAACAGCGCCAUGGGUCACCUGCAUCGUCUGCUCUCCAUCUUCAUGGACAAGACUGGUGAGUCGCAAGCCAACGAGCGAGGUUCCCCCAAGAUAUGGGCGCUUGACAACAUCCUCUCCCUCAUCUCCCGGUCCUCCGACAAGUUCCCUCAGCCCGUCUUGCAGUACCUCCUCCUCUGGACCAUGACCAUGGCCUUCUUCACGCGUGAAGACGCCAAGGGCAAGCAGAAGAUCGCGGAUGCUCCUGCCUGUGACUUCGUCAAGUCAAAGUUUCUCAGCUUCGUUGAAGAACUUUCGCACCAUCGGCAAGCUGACAAGGACGAGGCCAUGGAGGUGGAAACGAGCGGAGGAGUCGAAAAGAUCUCCAAACUCCUCAAGACUGACCUUCAGCCAGUGCUAGAUGUCGUCAACAAAGACGAUCUGGACGGCAAGCUCAAGCACGCCAAAGUUUUCUGGCUGCUGCAGGCCAACCUGAUGGCCGACGCGCUCGAGAAGGAAUCAUGGCAGCCGAACAUCGCCACCCUUCCCGAGGUGAAGAAAGUGCUCAAGGAUACCUGGAAAGACGUCAAAACCAUGACGUCUCAUCUGAAUCGUCAGGAUAUUUCCAGCAAGGCUCGCAUUCAAAUCGAGUCCUUGCUCGAGCUCUUUCUCACCAGUCGCCUGGAAUUUCUUUCAGACUUCUCUCAGACUUCUGACGUUCUUGUUGAGCUCCAACAAUGUUACAAGAAGAUCGCAAAAGUUCUUGGGCUGGAAAAGCCCCCGAAAGGAAAGAAGGAAGCAGCUAAGGAGGAGGAGGAGGAGGAGGAGGUGAUGACAGUCUUCGUGGAGCUCCUCCUCUCUCUCCUGGCACGACCGUCUGCUGCUCUUCGCUCGGUCGUCAAGAGAAACUUCCGUGCCUUCUGCGACUUUCUCACCCCCGGGGCUGUUGGCGUGUUGACCACCGUCCUCUCUCAGUCCGACAAGGAUUUGUUCAAUGAAGAAGCAGAAGAGGAGGAGGAGGAGGAGGAGGAGGACGAUGACGAUGACGACGACGACGACGAGGACGAUGAAGAUGAAGAUGAAGAUGAGGAUGACGACGAAGAUGAAGAUGAGGAUGACGACGAAGAUGAAGAUAAGGAGCCGAAAGCUUCAGCAGCAGACGUUCGAAAGGUGAAUGUGGAGGAGGAUGACGAUGAUGAGGAGUGGGACGAUGAGAAGAUGUUUGCCAUGGACAAGCUGAUAGCCGAGGCGUUCAAGAGCAAGCAGGAGGAGAGGAGGCUCGCCAAGCAGAGCAGCAGCAUGUCGCUGAUCCUCAAGCUCCGCACCCUUGAGCUUGUUGAGAUCUUUCUCUCGCGCUCUCCCUCCUCUCCUCUCGUCCUCGACCUCCUCGAGCCUCUCCUCGCCCUCGCCGUCAGCGGAGGGUCAGACGGUAGCGCAGGAGGAGAGUCGAGGGAGCAGCGGGUGGAUUUCUUCGCCAAGGCUUCGAUCGUGUACGCGGAGAGGCUGUGCAAGCUCAAGACUGUACCGCAGCUGAGCAGCGAGGAGGAGGAGGAGAAGGUUGCUUCUUCCCUGAAGAUGCUCUUCGCUCGGAUGGGGGCCCCGCACCAGGGGGAGCUAGUCGCUGCCGGCCUCUUCUUCCUCCUCCGCGUCAUCUCGGCCAACAGAAGUCGCGAGGGGCUGGUGGAGGAGGCGACGAAGCAGCUGCGUGAGAGUCUCCUGCUGUGGACCUCUAAGAAGCACUCGAGUAUCCGCCCGCUUGUCUUCCAGCAGCUCGUCCAGCGUCACCCCUGGCUCGGCUGGCGCGUUGCCGAGUCGCUCGCGUCCUCCCUGCCCUCGAGCAAGUCGGACUUCCUCGCCGGCGCCUGCAUGGACAUCCUCCUCUCCCUCCUGCGCGACCAGCAGGCCAUGACCAAGGAGGAGAAUCUGCCGCAUGCUCGAGCUCUCUUCGCUUCUCUCCCUGCCCUGCUGGCUGCAGCUGUUGGCGACAACCUGGAGGAGGAGGGAGGGAAGAAGAAGUCUCGCCUCCUCUCCUCUGCCCUCGCCCUCUCCACCCGCCUCGUGCAGGCGGCAGGCAAGUUGCCUGAGCUGAAGCUUGAGCUCGCGCCCCUCCGGUCCCUCGCUGAGAAGAUCUCGACGAGCAAGAGCAGCAGCAGCUCCAAGGCGAUCAAGGACUCGACCAAACGGCUGGUGGCGUUGAUGGAUGCCAAGGAGCCCAAGGAGAAGAAGCGAGGAAGCGACUCGGCAGCAGCGACGCCGAGAAAGAAGUCGAAGAAGUGA